Molecule: messenger RNA, 1129 nt
Organism: Triplophysa dalaica
Lineage: Eukaryota; Metazoa; Chordata; Actinopteri; Cypriniformes; Nemacheilidae
Gene: rsph9
Product: radial spoke head component 9
Exons: 5
Coding region: 130-963 (277 amino acids)
Biological process (GO): motile cilium assembly; cilium movement involved in cell motility; axoneme assembly
Cellular component (GO): radial spoke; axoneme
Source: RefSeq, a predicted model, not a curated record
ACUAGCAACCACAGAGCAACUUGCUAGCUUAGCCUGCUAGCUUUAGUUUAAAACCAACAACAGACACACUGAGCUUUUAUCUAUUCUGUGUUUAUUGUUUUGGAAAUAUAGAUAUACAAGUAAACAGAAAUGGAUUCUGAUAGUCUGCAUUAUUUUGUGGAUUUAGCUGCUGGUAACGGUUUGACUCUGAGCAGCGAACAGAGAGCUUCACUUCAAACCUCUCUGGUCAUACUGAAGAAAAACUACAAAUUCAGUCGAGUUUUGUUCUGGGGAAAGAUUUUGGGGAUAAAAUGUGAUUAUUUCAUUGCCCAAGGGAUUGAAGAGGAUGAAAUGAAGAAUAAAAAGACUUUAUACAGUUUAAACUGCCUGGAUUGGCACCUGCUUCCCCCCGCCACUGACUCAAUGAGGGCAGAUGUAGAAUUUGCAGCAGAGGGGCGGUUCACGGGCGACCCAUCCCAUGAGUCCCAGCGCACAGAGAUGCAGACCCAGGGUGAGGGAGACGAAACUAAAGAGGAAGAAGUCACGGUAAAAGUAAAUGAAGAGAGCAGGCUGGCCGUGACUGUGUUUAACAUCGAUAAAGAUGCGUCUGUAGUUCCCCGGGGUGCAUUUAUUAAGAGUCCUGGUGGCAAAGUGAAGACAAACCUGAGCUUUAAAGGUCUACAUCCCACAGAGGCCGCAAAACUGCGCAAUUACCUGCACUUUCGCGAGCCGGUAAACCUAAAGAUGAAAUCCAUCUUGGAAAUGGCAGACCUGAACCCUGCUGUCGACUUCCUCGACCCUCUGAGCGAGGACAUUCCCAAAGGGUCGUGGAGUCUGCAGUUUGAGCGGGGAGGCACUGUUUGUGUGUUACGCAGCUUACUGUGGCUGGGUCUCACUUUCUUCAACGUUCCCCAGACCCCUCAGCAUGGAUACAUCUACAUGGGUGAUGGACUUAUGAAUCUUGACCUGCCCUUUAUGUUAUAGGAGCCAAAUGACUUUUGCACCUUAUUGUGGCAUCGUAACGUUUUAAAGACAGAAGAAGCCUGUAAACGUGAAGAUACAGUCAACUUUGACUUUCACUGUAGUUUUCUUUUCUGGUAUUUCUUUUUGAGCAAAACAUAAACAAAUGUGUCAGCUUGUUUAGAAAACC